AUGGUCGUCGAUUUCAUACACUCCACCACCCAUGUUCGUUCCAGGACUUAUGAAGACUUGAAUCCCAUCACUAAUUUCAGCUCUGAAAUUCCAAAUUCGCACUCAUUCAUCCUCUUUUUUGCGAUUUAUGUUCCGAGAUGCAAUGUCAACAGAAAAACCAACAUCGGAAGUGGGACUUACCGGAUAGGAAAUGGAGGUAGCAGCUGGCGCCGGCAGCUGUGGUCUGGAGCGAGAUUGGAAGAGGGUCGCCGGUGGGAGAAAAACGAAGCUAUGGUCUCGUCGGUGGUGAAGAAAAAUCAAAUCCAAUGGAGAAUAAGGUUCAAGAGAAGGGGUUGCAGAAUCCAUCAUUUAUUGACUGAUGCAGAUUUAAAAAAGUUUCUUGGUAAUAACACCUUUCUCCAUCUUACUAAAAUAGAGAGCAACGGAGGUCGACUCACCGCUCCCCCUUCCGAUCAUUCGUCUCCAUCGCCUCUGUCCACCUGUGCUUCUGAUUGUCUACUUUUUUCUAUUCAUCAUCUUAUCUUCAGAUGGUGUUUGUUGAAGCUGAUCUGUUUGGGACGGCGUAUCGGGAAUGUUUACCAACUGAAGUGGGGAGGAGGAUCGGAAAUUUAA
Lactuca saligna is the source of this 612-nucleotide messenger RNA. The record is from the annotation of a GenBank genome assembly. NCBI's taxonomy places the organism in Eukaryota, Viridiplantae, Streptophyta, Magnoliopsida, Asterales, Asteraceae.